Cuscuta europaea is the source of this 936-nucleotide messenger RNA. NCBI's taxonomy places the organism in Eukaryota, Viridiplantae, Streptophyta, Magnoliopsida, Solanales, Convolvulaceae. The record is from the annotation of a GenBank genome assembly.
UUUUUUCUCUUGUUGGAGUCUUCGCCCUUUCUCCCAGCCGUUUUUUCCCUCUCUGAAACAGUAAAUGGCGGCCGCCGCCGGAGAAAACAUGUCGCGCGAGCAAUACCUGUACAUGGCCAAGCUCGCCGAACAAGCCAAGCGCUACGAGGAGAUGGUGCAGUUCAUGGACAAGUUGGUUCUUAGCUCGACUCGAGCCGCCGAACUGACAAUCGAAGAGCGCAACCUUCUCUCUGUGGCCUACAAAAACGUCAUCGGCUCGCUCCGUGUCGCGUGGCGCAUCGUCUCCUCUAUCGAGCAGAAGGAGGAGUCUCGGAAGAAUGAGGAGAACGUCUCCCUCAUUAGGGACUACCGAGGCAAGGUCGAGGCUGAACUCUCCCAGGUCUGUGCCGGGAUCCUCAAUCUUCUUCAGUCCAACCUUGUUCCUUCUGCGAGUACCAGCGAAUCCAAGGUGUUUUACCUCAAGAUGAAGGGCGAUUACCACCGCUACCUCGUCGAGUUCAAGGUUGGGGACGAGCGGAAGCAGGCCGCUGAUGAUACUAUGAACUCUUAUAAGGCUGCUCAGGAAAUUGCUCUGGUUGACCUUUCUUCAACACAUCCUAUAAGGCUUGGUCUAGCCUUGAAUUUCUCAGUUUUCUACUAUGAGAUCCUCAACUCGUCAGACAAGGCACGUGUCAUGGCAAAACAGGCAUUUGAGGAAGCAAUAGCUGAGUUAGAUACGUUGGGAGAGGAGUCGUACAAGGACAUCACCCUCAUAAUGCAACUCCUACGGGACAAUCUCACCCUCUGGACUUCAGAUGCUCAGGAUCAGUUGGACGACUCUUGAAUCAGUUUGGGUUGUGGGCUGAAUGUCAUGCAUGACCCCUUGCUAUUUGUGUAUUUUCUUCAACUCUUUGCUUGCUGUGCAAGUUGCUAUCUUUACUUUUAUUGGUUAGUAAU